AUCCAUCGUUGCUUGUCGUCGUUGUCGUUGUCGUCGAUAUUGGUUGUUGCGGGUGUCACUCCGCAGCCUCGCUGAGCUAUCGCUUGGAGGCAACCGCGACCAACUUGGACUCCCAGGCCGCCCUGGAAGGCGCAACUGGGCUCUGCUCUCCAAACAACCAAGCAGAGCACUACCGCGCCCCCGCGAUCCAACAGGCAUCCCUCAACCACCCGCUGCGCUGAUAUACGCUUCCCAUCCAUCCAUCAGCGGCUCCUUUGCGACCAGGCAGAGCCCGCGACCAUGAGCUCUCCUCUCGACACCGCGUCCAGGCUGCGCCAGCUCAACCCCCUCACCACCGCCCUCGGCGGCUACCACAGCCCGCCGGCCGGUGUGCCCCAAUCCGCCAUGUCUGUCGCAAGCCCCUACUCUGGCUUCUCAGCCGUCCAGACGCCUGCCAGCUCAGUACAACCAUACAAUCCGCAGCAAUGGGGCAUGUCACCCAUUCCUGCCAGUGAUCGGCCCAUCCAGCAGUUUGCGAAUCCUUCGCGGUUUCAAGAAGAUGCUCAUGCUCCUCCGCCAUACUCGCCUCCCCGACAGCGGCCUACAGGGCAGGGUGCAGAAACGCCUCCAGCCAACAUCUCUGCUGUCCGCAUCCCAGCUUCACAGGUCCACCGCCCUUCGCCAGAGCCCCAGGCCGUCCAGAACUUUCCCCCUCCGCCUGGUGCUGCUGGUCGUGCCAUCUCACGAGAGCGAAGGUUUGGUUUGCCAUCGCUGGGCCGUCGCCGAGAUCGCGAGGCAGAGACAGCCUCUCCACCGGAUGCCCAUCCUCCGACGUCCUUAUCCCGGCCUCAGCCACUCAGCAUCCAGGUACCACAGCCAUUUGCGCCAAGCCGCGGCGAGCCGAACCCGCUGGCCCCAGCAUCACGCCGGGCCGCUUCGGCAAGCGCAAUAGAGACACCAGUCUCAGCACGAUCAAGGUCAGCUUCGCAGUCGCGAUGGGCGCCUGGAAUGCCACUACCUCCACCGCCCCCGGGGCCGCCACCGCCUCAGUCCCGGUCGCAGAGCCUGAGCCGCCCGAUCGACCCUUCCCCAAUCAUGGCGCCGCCUACCCGAAGACCGCCACCCAGUGGCGUAACAGCCCUUGGACCCGUGCCGCCAACACCCGCCAACUGGGUUGACGAAACUCCGGGCGCCCAAUCGAGAGCCACAGCGGCCGCGGAGCUGACGAUAGACACGGAAAGUGCCGCCAAUCUACCAGCCCAGAGUCCCGAGGAGUCCCUCUCGGGAUCGAGCUCCGCCGGCUUGAGCAGAGCUGGCGCAGUUAGGGGAGGUGAAAAGACGAUCCGUGAGCGACGAAAUGAGAGCAGGACGCGGCAUACUCGUGGGGGAUCCACGGUCGGCGCAUUGUCAGAUAUCGUGGUACCACAGAUCAAUGGCGUUGCCGGCCACGUUUCUGUGCAUAAGAAUACGCCACGGAGUGGCACGACCCGGGUCAUGUUGGAAGCCGCAGAGGAUGCAGACUCGAGGAACUCAACCCCGCGACUGUCAGCAGGCAUGCAACCCGAAACACCCACCUCGCCUUACUCCCCGAACGUCAAGAAGGCCUACGUAGGCACGCCGGGUUCUGGUCGUGCCAUUGCUCCGAAAGCCCUGCCUACUCCGCCACCAGGAAGCCGGUCAGCUUUAAGCUCCUCGCAGGUCCAAAUCGUCCCUAGAGCACUCUCGACGACACCAGUAUCGGCGAGGCCAGCAAACAAGAUCGACUUCAUCACGCAGACACCAGAACAGUUCUGCAACGAUAGCAUCGAGCGAUUCCAGAUGUUUGCACAGAUGGAGGCCCAGGCGAGGAACGACGCUGACAGGGUGAAGCUUUUCUCCGAGUUCAUUGUCAAUGAAUCGAGAAUACGCAGGGAGAGGUACUCCACAGCGAUUGGGGCCAUGGGUUCAGAGAUAUUUGACCUCACGAGAGACUUGUUCCGUCCGAUGAAGACGGAGCGACGUGACUCUACAACCUCGCAGCCGAACGAGUGGACACCAAAUACUGAAGCGAACCACACGAGGGAUCUGCGCACUCCCGGUUCCGCGCCAGGGUCUGCAGGCCUAUCCGAAGGCUCUCCCGCGAGCAACGCGACCCCUGGACCACAAAACAGAGAUUCAAGACAGUACCACCCUUCUCUCUCACCCAUUCUGAGCAUGAGCGUAAGCGAGACUCACGAUGACGAGGAUUCUCGAGGACGGCCGGCAAGCAGGUGGUGGGAGUCGGACUCUGUAGGAGAUGGAGCUUCACGUCUGGAGCGAUCAAAGCGAGAAUCCAAGUAUAUGGGAGUCUCGCGGGAAUCUCUACAGUGGCUCGAUGGUCCUGGCAGUGCGGGGCCGUCGUCGGCAGGACCCAGCGCAUGGUAUCCUUCGAAUGAGUACCCGCCUGAGAAAGUUGGUUGGCACGAAACCGAGUCAGCCAGCACGCCUCAGCCAUUCCGAAACUCGCUUUUAUCUAUUGCAACACCGACACCUCACACGCCAAGCCCUUUGCACCUGGACAUCUCACGACUCGUCACGCUGCCACCUCCGUACCCUCGACACCAUCCAGCUGUGAACAACAACCACCCUGACCUGACGGCCAUUCGGACUCAAGUCCGCCUGUUGUCAGAUAUGACCGAUAUCAAGAAGAUGAAGGACGAAUUCUUGCAGGAGAGCCAAAAGAUGCGGGAGGAAGCUGCUGCUGCUGCUGCCGAACGUCGGCAGACUUUGAGAGAGAAUCUUCAGCGAGAGCUGAGCUCUGGUGGCAUGAGCUAUGCUGACGCUGCGGCUAUUGAAGCCGAUUCUCAGGAGAAUGAGUCAGCCCAGGCCAAAGAUGUGGAGCGCAAGGAUUUUGACAGAUUUCAGACUGCCGUAGUCAUUCCGGUCAACGAGAUGCUCACCGAAAGGAUCACGCAAGCCAGCGGCCUGCUAGACGAGCUCAAGUCUCAGCUGUUCGUGUCGGACCCAGACAUGCCACAGGAGGAGGGUGAUGAGAAGCCCGAGGUCCUUGAGAAGCUUACUUUACUGAAAUGGAUCUUUGAGGCUCGGGAAACACUACACCGCGAGAUCUACGAGCUGCUGAGCGACCGAAACGAUCGGUACCGGGAAAUGGUGCUGAUGCCUUAUCGCCUGGCAAAGAACGAGGAGAAGCUUCAGAACGCGGUGCAGUUCUUUGCAGACGAUGCACAGAAACGCAAGAUUGCAUUUACAGGCGAAGUCCUUCAGCGGACACGAGAGUUCCGGGGGAUUGUGGAGGAAAACGUCAACCGGGGCGUCGACAUGCAGCUCAACGCGUUCUGGGACAUCGCGCCACCCCUGAUGAGAGUCCUCGACAAGAUCCCGGGCACCAUCACCAGCAGCUUCCGCAUCCACAUUCCACCGUCGGAAUACGAGGAAAACCCCGAGUACAACCGCCACCCGCUGCAGUAUCUACACAGCCUGCUCACCCAUGCCGAAAAGAGCACGUACCAGUUCAUUGAGUCGCAGACGAACCUGCAGUGUCUUCUACACGAGGUGAAAGAGGCUGUCAUGAUAGCGCGGACGAAGAACAGCGAGGUCCAGGGCCGCGAGGCUCAUGCAAUCGAGCAAGACCGGAAGGCCGAGGAGGAGUACCUCGCGCAGGACUUGAAGGAGAAGGUGCGCGUCGUGCAGGAGCAGUGGCAGGAUGGCCUGGGCAACGGGAUGUCCCGCGUAAAAGAGCGAGUCGGGACCUGGCUGAUACAGACUGGGGGCUGGGAUGACACUCUGGAGGAAGGCGGUGUCGGGGGCGUGUGAGUUGAUGAGGCAUAGGAAGAGAGGCGUGGACGUGUUUGCUUUUGAAUCAUAACAUUCUUGGAUACCCCCUUUGUCGCGAGCCACGAGCAAUUUAUCACACGAGAUACAGAUAUCCUUUAACAAGCCGGCAGGCAUGCUGCAUUUCGGACUGGGAAUGAAC
This is a messenger RNA of Microdochium trichocladiopsis, 3931 nucleotides long. RefSeq lists its product as uncharacterized. The record is from RefSeq and is a predicted model, not a curated record. Bases 280 to 3771 code for a protein of 1163 amino acids. The transcript is spliced from 2 exons. NCBI's taxonomy places the organism in Eukaryota, Fungi, Ascomycota, Sordariomycetes, Xylariales, Microdochiaceae.